This is a messenger RNA of Fukomys damarensis (Damara mole-rat), 442 nucleotides long. It is a transcript of the gene Fam174a, whose product is annotated as family with sequence similarity 174 member A. NCBI's taxonomy places the organism in Eukaryota, Metazoa, Chordata, Mammalia, Rodentia, Bathyergidae. Bases 76 to 396 code for a protein of 106 amino acids. The record is from RefSeq and is a predicted model, not a curated record. The transcript has 3 exons.
GCCCUCGGCGGGAAGGCAGGGGAAGCCUCCGUCGGGGGCGGCCUGGCUGUGAGCCCCAACCCUGGCGACAAGCCCAUGACACAGCGAGCCCUGACCGUGUUGAUGGUGGUGAGCGGCGCGGUGCUGGUGUACUUCGUGGUCAGGACGGUCAGGAUGAGAAGGAAAAACAGAAAGACGAGGAGGUAUGGUGUUUUGGACACUAACAUAGAAAAUAUGGAAUUGACACCUUUGGAACAAGAUGACGAGGAUGAUGAUAACACUUUGUUUGAUGCCAAUCAUCCUAGAAGCAGUGUUUAUGAUGCAGUUGAAGUGAUAGGAAAAGAAGCAGCUUUGACCAGCCUGCUGCAAACAUGGGCAGUUACAUCUGUGAGAACUACCAUCCAACAGCAAUUAUAAGACACCAUCAGUUGGAAGACACAGCCUAAGUUCAAAGAUGAUGAAG